CUUCCUUCGGCCCAGUAGCAGUAACACUUUGACCUUCGUCAAAUACCCUGCUGUACUGGCCCUCGACGCAGAAGUACAUCUCCUGUAGAUUUGUUUUGUGGUUGUUGUGAUAUGCGAAAAGAAACCCCUCUUCGACCCGCAGUGGAAGGGAUAAAUACAAGAUAGUUUAUUUGUGUACUUGAAUAGAAGAAACCAACAAUGGCGACCGGGGCCGGAUCCUCUCCCAGCAAUGAAAGGCAGGUAGCCGCAUCUCCCAAUGACGUGCCAUCCCAUGUACAGAUUCGAGUGCGGAACUUCACCGGCACCGAGCACGUCGCUUUCCUUGAUACGUCGACUUUCAAGACCGUGCGGGAUCUUUCCUGCGAGGCUGUCCUCUGUCCAGCGUUUUUCGAUAAGGACGAUCUACCGCCGCCCUGCCUCAUUCGCUGGACACUUGUGGAGGAAGACGGUUCCGGUGGCGAACAUUCUCAAAAUGCCGAUGCCGACAACAUGCUUGUUGACGACGAGCAUGCGUCGCGAUCGCAAUCUAAGUCGAGCCAGGAACACGACAUGCGGAGCUCCUGUCGUGCCAGUCCGAGCGACGGCGCCGAUGGGGUAGAAAGUCAGGAGAACGACGAAAGCAAGAAAGUCCAGGGAAGCCAGCAGAAAUUCCUCCAGGUGAACAAGGAAGUCGAACAGGGCCAGGAAGACGACCAGAGCCAGGAAGUCGAACAGGGCCAGGAAGCCGAGGGGACCCCGGGCCCGGGAGUCCAGGAGAACCCGGAAAACGAGCAGAGCCAGUUAGACAGCGACGCGGACGAGAUGUCGGAGUGGGAGUCUGAGUCGAGCUCGAGCAGUGUAAGCAGCAGCCAGAGCUGCAGCAUUGCAAGCGAAGAGUCCACCUCGGGGUUUUUAAGUCCGGACACAAAGUUGCAGUUUGUUCAACAUGUUGUCUACCAGUUUGCUGUGGUUUCGAAAGCCUGCGACAUGCGGCUACGGCCUGACGAAGCUGACCAAAGCUACAGGCGACGCGUCGCGCGCAUGAUUGAUUCGCUGACCUCCGUCGAAGAGGCGCAUGCGUUUCUUUACGACCACCCCUACAGCAAUAUUCCGGCCCAGCAUCUCGACUUGUUAUGGGGCGUCUUACCAACCCAGCGCGGGAUACAAAUUAAAGUCGCUCCCACUCGAUUAUCGUCGAGCGGCAGAAGACUUCGAAGAAUUCGCUCAGGGAGGUGGAACCUGAUGUGCGCUGCAUUAGAGCUGACUGCAACGCAGUGGAGUAAGCGGCUCCAGACCAUUCAACCGCAGCCACCGCAGCCGCACCACUUGCUCGUGGCACCCUUUUCGAAUUCGUUGAACACGUAUCGGACUUAUUUUCAUAUGGAGAAAAACAACGGACCAGACGGUCAUCACAACUACGCAGGGGAAUACUUUUCCCCGCUAGAGGAUCGCGUCCACCGUCCUGGUCAACCGGUUCGAGUGAUGCCGUUUCCUGGUCCAGAUCAUGUCUUUCCAUCGCGUUCCCUGUUCGCUUUCGGAGUUGCGCAACACAUCUUCCACCACGGCCCGCACGCGGAAGAUAGCCGAGCGCGUGAUCUUUUCAACCCGCAUCUUGGGUUUCCUCAAGGUGUAGGGCGGACCGAACUCCUGCGUGUGUUGGAGCGAGCGCUGGAAGUAGCUCACGUCGGGGGAAGAUGGGCUUUGAAAAUGUUGCAGAUGACGAUCUUCGUGGACCCGUGCCCGGAUAGGCAACUUGGAAGUCUAUGCGACAUGCAGAAAAGCGGCGACUUUUGUCAGACUCUGCUGAAACAGUUGGCGAAAAAUGGCGACAGUCUGGCUGAGUUUUUUGCGUUGCUCCCACACCAUGACAGUUGCGAGGGUCCACACAACCAGCGUGAGUGGAAGAGGAAAAUUCGAAUUGGAGUCGAACGCACACUCGCCACGAUCUCCAAGCAGCCGCACUGGUCCGACGACCUGCGCGAAGAAUACUACAGACGUGAGCUUCCCGAAAGCAUUUCUGACGCACUAAAGGAAGUAUCCACGCUGCAGAAAAUGUCCCUUGACCUUGCGGAAUUUCUCGAGUUAAAAAUCUGCCAGAAAACCAAUCUGAAGUACGACUCUGCGCUCCUGCGGAAGACCCUGCGGGACGUGAUCGAGAACACCAGCCUGGGUGGAGCCGGUAGUUCCAGCCUUGUGUACUGGCUUCGAUUGCACACCCGCAGUACAGUACUGCGGGUGUGCAAUCGAAGCCUACUGUCGGGAAGUUCACGACGUGGUAACGGAGGAGCUCGGUGUCACAGUUAA
Molecule: messenger RNA, 2283 nt
Organism: Amoebophrya sp. A120
Lineage: Eukaryota; Dinophyceae; Syndiniales; Amoebophryaceae
Source: the annotation of a GenBank genome assembly